GUCACAUCGCGAAAUCAUGAGAAGGAGAGGAAUCGUUUUACCUCGAGUAGAUAGAAAUCCUGAGCGGACAGGAACUGCGGAAGAUAUACUUCUUCAUUCGUCAAGUUGGCCUCAGUAAUGCAACAUGUAUGAAUUUCCCCUCAUGUCUGUGUAAUGUUUCGCCAUCUAUUGCAAGGUAGACAACAAUAUCGAUUCAGUGGUUGUCUCAGAAAAUCAUGACGUUGUUACCACCAACGCCGGCGCAACAGAAACAUAUAGACAAGGAACUUCCAUCUGAUCCGGAAAUGAGAAAACAAGAUAUCAGAGCGCUUCGAGAAUGGCUUUCAAAACAACCGCAUUUGCCGAAUCAUAUAGACGACAACAAACUGGAGAGAUUUCUUUUCAAUUGCAAGAACAGCAUUGAGAGAUGUAAAUUAAUCUUGGACAGAUACUACACCGUUCGAACAUCCCUGCCGGAAUUUUUCGCUGCUCGCGAUCCGUUAUCUCAAGAUAUUCAAGACUCUUUCAAUAUGGUAGAUUACAUCGUUCUGCCAUCAUUAACUGAGGAAGGAUACCGUGUCGUCAUCUUCCGAUUACGUAACACCGAUGUGGAGAAGUUUUCGUUUCAAGCGCUAGUGAAACGUGUCUUAAUGAUACUUGAUACACGUUUGAUGGAGGAAUUUUGUUUGUCUAAUACUAUGAUCAUAGAUCUCGAGGGACUUAGCAUGGCGCACUUAGCAAAAUUCAUUCCAACGCAAUCUAUCGUAAGACGGGCAAUGUUAGCGGUACAAGAUAGUAUGCCUUUUCGAUUAUCUAGCAUUCACUUUCUUCACGCAGCAUCGUUCAUCACUAGUGUAAUCAAUGUAUUUUAUCCACUUUUAAAAGAAAAGUUGACUCAAAAGUUUCACUUUUUUAACGGUGGUGCGGAAGAAUUAUAUGUUUACAUGAACAAAGAUAUAUUACCUAAUGAAUGGGGUGGCAAAGCAGGCACUUUUCAAGAAUUAAAUGAUGCAUGGCAAAAAAAAAUUGAAAAGAAUCGAGAUUGGUUUCUACGGGAUGAAAAGUUGAGUCGUACAAAUGAAAAGGCUCGUUUACUGGAAUUAAAAUCGUCCUGUCUUGCAAUGAACAUCGAAGGAAUUCAAGGUUCAUUCCGGAAAUUAAAUAUAGAUUAUCGAUAUUCUUAUUAUAAAAAUUCGAUUGAAAUUGCAAAUUACAAUUAG
Trachymyrmex cornetzi is the source of this 1199-nucleotide messenger RNA. Its product is annotated as alpha-tocopherol transfer protein-like. The transcript has 8 exons. Bases 216 to 1199 code for a protein of 327 amino acids. NCBI's taxonomy places the organism in Eukaryota, Metazoa, Arthropoda, Insecta, Hymenoptera, Formicidae. The record is from RefSeq and is a predicted model, not a curated record. Gene Ontology annotation, molecular function: phosphatidylinositol bisphosphate binding. Gene Ontology annotation, cellular component: membrane.